ACUGAAAGCGGCCCUUCAAAUAAUAUACAACACUAACAUGCAAUUUAAAGCCUACCUCAAUCAACCAUCUCAUAAAAACAUGCACUCUUGGAUCAAUUUAUUAUAAUUCUCUUAUGAAAUGGUAUUAAAGUAAUAAGCAAAGAGUUGCCAUCCAUCUUCUUCAUCUAAACUAAUUAAGCAGUUAACACACAAUCUUUUUCUCUCCCUCAGUUUCUCAUCCGUUACUUGCUUCACUUCACUCGCACAUGGUAGCUAAGCAACAUACAUAUACUUUUCCAUACCCUAUACUAGAAUGUAAUCGUGCUAAUACACAGGAUAAAAGAUGCUCAUAUUAUUUCUUUUAUUUUAAUUUUCGAUAAUAUGUAAACUUCAAAUUUUUUGAUUUUUUUUCCCUUGUGUACACUACCCUUGAUAUAAUAACCACCCACUAACUUUUUUUUUUUUUAAUUAUUUUUUUCGUUGUAUUUUAAAAAAAUAACCACCCAUUAAUAUAAUUAACCACUUUAAAUGCCCAACUUUUCACACCAUUUGCUACUCAUAACCAACUCAUUCUUCAUCAUGAAGAACUCAACUGCUUUUGCUAUGCUGCUUCUGCUGGUUAUGGUGUUGAGUGGAGAAGGGCAAAAUUGGAAUAUUACUAGUAGAAAGAAAGAGAUUAGUAAAAACUCUUGUGAUUUAUAUACAGGAAAAUGGGUUUAUGAUAGUUCAUAUCCUCUGUAUGAUGCAUCCAGUUGUCCCUUCUUUGAGAAACAAUUUGGUUGUGAAAAAAAUGGAAGACCUGACAAAAAUUAUCUCAAGUUUAGAUGGAAGCCUUCUCAUUGCUUCUUUCCAAGGUUUGAUGGUGCUGAUUUUUUAAGAAGAUUAAGAGGGAAGAAAAUACUAUUUGUGGGAGAUUCAAUAAGCCUAAAUCAAUGGCAAUCUCUUGCAUGCAUGCUCCACACCGCCGUGCCACAAUCUAAGUACACCUUAGCUAGGAGUGGAGGCCUCUCCGAGUUCACUUUCCCGGACUACAAUACAUCUUUGACGUUGUUAAGAGACGGUUUCCUUAUAAAGAUUGUGAAUAAGAAGGCUGGCAGAGUAUUAGUUCUGAAUUCAGUGAGCCAAGGUAAAUCGUGGAAGGGUUUCGACAUUUUGAUCUUCAAUACUUGGCAUUGGUGGCUUCAUACCGGAAGGAAACAACCAUGGGAUUUCAUUGAAGAUGGGAAUAAAUUGUACAAAGACAUGGACCGACUCGUUGCAUACGAAAAGGGAUUGAAGACAUGGACUAGAUGGGUAGACUUACAUUUGAGCUCUUCAGAUAUCAGGGUGUUUUUUCAAGGAGUCUCCCCUGAUCAUAUGAAUGCCCUUAACUGGACAGCUCCAAAUGCAAGAACAUGUAUAGGAGUAAAGCGACCGUUACUCGGAGCAACAAACAAUGGAGUAGUUGAAGAACACCCAGCAGAAAGGAUAGUAGAAAAGGUGAUUAAGAAAAUGGAAAAGCCAGUAGAAUUGUUAAGAGUAACACCACUUUCUCAAUUACGACGAGAUGGACAUCCUGGAGUUUACGGAAUUGGUAGACAUAGACUUCCUGAUUGUAGUCAUUGGUGUCUUCCUGGUGUGCCUGAUGCUUGGAAUCAUCUCCUUUAUGCCUCCCUUUAUUUUUCCGCUUCUUGAUUUACGUUGUUGCUGCCGGGAUCAAACCCGGCUUUAUUAUUCAUUGCAUUUCUUAAAUUAACAAAGUUUUUAUGAAUUAAAACUUAUGUUCAAUUGUUCAAGGAGUUAAUUAGAUUGUUUUUAUUAGUGGUUGCAAUUUCGCAUGUGGUUAUUUGUAAACUCAACAAUGACAUAGAUUAAAAAAAUAAUAACGCCGUUGCCGGGGAUCGAACCCGGGUCACCCGCGUGACAGGCGGGAAUACUUACCACUAUACUACAACGACUUUGUUGUUACGAAGCAGUAAGGUUUUGUUUAUGUAAACAAUAUAAAAUAAUUACAAUUAAAUUGGAGCCUUUUUGUAAUAAAUACAAUCUUCUGUUAAAAAAGUAAAAUAAUAAAUACUCUGUAAAAAAUAAAAAUAAAAAUAAAAUUAAUACAAUCUUAUAAAUGUGAUCACUGUACUUUUAAGUUGUUAACAUCCGGGUUUUUUUUUUUUCCUUUUUAAAAUGUGCAUUAUGUGCUUACUGUAAAUGAUAUUUGGUUUAACAGACUUGCUAAAGCCUAAGAACCAAGAUCCCACAUAUUUAUUCAAAAAAAAAAAAAAGAGCCCAUAUUAAUUAGAUUAUUAGUUCUCACA
This is a messenger RNA of Chenopodium quinoa (quinoa), 2270 nucleotides long. Its product is annotated as protein trichome birefringence-like 43. The coding region runs from base 508 to 1653 and encodes 381 amino acids. Gene Ontology annotation, cellular component: Golgi apparatus. The transcript is spliced from 5 exons. The record is from RefSeq and is a predicted model, not a curated record. Gene Ontology annotation, molecular function: O-acetyltransferase activity. Lineage: Eukaryota; Viridiplantae; Streptophyta; Magnoliopsida; Caryophyllales; Amaranthaceae.